AGCGGUAUUUUUACAUGUGUAUCUAUGGAGAGAACGGCCGUUCCGUCUAGGCCGUACGUGGGCAGCUAUGAAGACCUCCUUGUUACACACUAUUUAGAAGGUCUAUUUACGCAGAGAAAAAGACCUAUCCGGUCUCCGUACGCGCAGGCGGUAAGAAACGUGUCGUCUGCUGAUGAGAUUGGAUUUGGUUCUCGGAGAACACUGGAGAAGAAGAAUGGAAGACCGUCUAGCGCGCGCAUCCGGGCUGCUGCCAGCGUACAGCAACAGCAUUUGAGAUUUCGCUCAAGAAGUGCGUCCUUGUCAUCAAACUCAUCGCGUCCUUCCUGCCAGAGCACACCAACGAGAUCACAUCCCAACAGUCGUACCCCCGUCUACCUUCGACCACCACCAAUUGUGUGCAUCAAUGCACACAAGAAUGGAUCACACGACAUGCCAGUCAAAGUCACAUCACGAGCAAACAUGACACAAUUAUUGGAAGAGUGCACGAGUCGUCUGGGCCUCACGUUGAGUGCAAAGCGGUUGUUUCUAUCGGAUGGCACUGAAGUAAAGGAUGUAUAUGAUCUCAAGAAGGACGAGAAUGUUUAUGUGUCAUCUGGUCAGCCAUUCAGAGAUCCAUUGCAAGCAGGAAAAGGAUCCGUCCUCAUGAGAAAGUCCGUUGAAUGGACGUUAGACGGCGUUCAGCUGCCACCCAAUGACAAGAGAGGAAAGACAAAAUCGAGUCUCUCAUCAAGACUGAAGAGUUUGGUUGAAAGGAGGAAACCUCGUAUUUUAGUCUUUAGAAACGGCAUGACGACCGAGGGAGUGGAAAUACCACAAAUGAAUUCGGGAGAUUUUGUUGCGUCGUGCACUCAACGGUUGCAGCUUGAGAGUCGCAUUAAGUGUUUUUAUGAUUUGGAGUGUCGGAGAGUUUAUGAUCCUGUUGACAGGGAUAAAGAUUUCUAUUGCAUUGAUCAAUGUCUCCAAGGAGAUUUUGCAUAUUUGGGCCCUUUGUGGGCUGUCCAAGGAUGUGAACAAUUCAAAGUCAGCGGGGCACUUGAGUAUGUGACUCAUCUGGUUGCCGAGACGAAGACAGCUGUUAUGGAUAAGAAUAAAUACAUCAGCAAGCUAACUCAUCCUCUACCUGGUACAUCCGAAGCUGAAUUGACCACCAGCCAGGCAGCUGAUCGAGCCGAGAAGGCUCUGAGUCUGAUGGCCAAGAUGAAGGUGAUGAUCGAUGAUCUUGAGGAGAUAGCAGAAAAGCUGAGAAAGAAAUUGGUUGGAGAAACGGUGGAUGGUAAGGGUGCAAAACGGGCGGAUUUGGUGGGAUGUAAUGGCCUUCGUGUGAAGAUACACGAGAACGGAACACUAGACAACGGCGUAUUGAUCCUUUUCAAUCUACGAGAAGCAGAAAAGGGAAUCGGAAACGACAAAGAAAAGCUACGAUUGAGGUUUCUCGACGAAUGCUCGAUGAGAAAACAACUUAUGGCAUCAAGUGGGGCACUAACAUCAAUAGCCACAAAGAUAUUUAAUAAAGAUGGAGAAGAGAUCACUGAUGUGCAUCGUCUUGUAAGUGAACAGGAUGUUUGGUUGUCGUAUGGAGAGCCAUUCAAGCCACUAGAAGUGACGAUUCUUGAGCUGGAGCUGGAGCCAGUAAUCGGUGUAGAACACGAUGGUCGUUUGUUUAUUACAAAGAAGUCGGAAGACAUCAGUGACAUGAAAAUUGUUGCGUCUGACUGGGAUAUAGCGGUGGGUUAUCCGGCUUCUGCAGUAGUUCAUAAUACAUCUUCUGUUGUGUGGCAAGAUGAAGUGUUGUCUGUUGGUACUCAUGAGGGGCAGGUUUACUUGCAGCAAAUGUCAUCCCCAAAGUCAAUCAUUUCACCACAACUAGCCACAGGCAUAGAACCACAGAAGGGAUCAACACCAAUGCAACAUUGGAUACUUGACCAGACCGGACACAUCUGUAGUAAAGCCUUGCCUCAGUUGGCUCUGACAGUAUUGAGUGACGUUGCAGUGGAAACUCAGUCGAAGAGACAAGGUUUUGCAGUUGAUGUAUCAACAAGAUUGGACAUAUCACUCCAUCAGUCAUGGCAUUUCAACAACGACGGGAGCAUAUCAUCAGCUCUAGAUGAUCGCCUGGUCCUCACAUUUCUAGGCACUCAACCAGCCACUGCAAUCAACACCUCAAUUUCUCACCCACCUAACACCUCAUCUCAUUCAAUUGAACAAAAUUCAAACAAAGAGACAGUCAUUGAUAUCAAUGAGCUUUCACAACGAGAACCAAAUGACGAGAGCCGUUCAAGUCGACCAUCUCAACCACCAGGCUGUUCCUCGUAUGUUCUAGCCGUUCUGGAGAGGGUAAACAAAAUGAGGCUGUGGUCAGCACAGAGGUGGGCAUUCAAGCAGAAAACUGCGUUUCUUAUUGGCCAGCAACGUGAGAGCAAAGUGGUUAGCCCUGAGUGGCAUGUGAAGGGCUUGCUGUGGCCGAGCAAUGAGAAUGGAUCAUGGAAUGAUGAAUUGGUGUGGCCUGUUGAUGGUCUGCUGCUGCCUCAUGUUCCACCAAUCAUGUGGCCACGUGAUACUAAAGGGGCAUUACGGAGAUUCUCUGUACAGAAGAACGGAGAAAAAUCACAAUUAGCAGUGGAUGUGCUUGAGCCAGAGGUCAUGACAGCCAGGAGAAAGAUUGAACGACAGUCUCGUCUGCCUCCCGGUACAAAGAAGUGGUUACAACGAAGAAAGGAACAAAAAAAAGCUCUGUCAACACACUCGUCACCAACUGAAGAAAUCGAUACACAAGACGUUCACACUAUGCAGUUUCAUGCAUUUCUAGAUCGAUGUACAGUGGCUUUGUCACUGCCAUUUGCUGCAAGACGACUAUUUGACAGAAAUGGCAAAGAGGUGAAAGUGUUGAGUCAUAUCGAAAACAACCAACUUUUGUAUGCGUCAUGUGGAGAGGCAUGGCUUGAUCCGACAUCUGAUUCGUCACGAAUGCAGGAGAGUGAUGAUGCACCUCGGCGUGUGUCGCUUCCAGAUCGAAUGGUUGGCGGUGGGAAUGCAUGGACUUCAAGCAGUGAGAGUGAAAAGAUACUGAAAGAUGUUGUACUGGAAGUUGUUGGCAGCAUUGCUGCUGGAGAUCGAGUGAGCGUCGGAGGCUGUCAAAUGGACAAGAAACAACGUGCAGCUCUAAUUAGACAUGUCAAUGAAACCAGACUUCAACUUAGCGGACACGACACAACAGAAGCAUCAGACGUUGAUGUCGGAGAUCAAAUGUCACACUGCAUGGCUCAUCACCGAGCUGAUGAGAAGAUGCGAGAGAGACUACGAUCUACGCGUCCGUGGGAAUUGGACGAUUACCAGGGAAUGGAUGGAACGGGACCACUCAUGCCUCGAGGUGUAGACAACACACAAGCUACACAGAUGACAAACCUCAAUGAAGGCUCGACCGUUUUGAAGACGAAGAAAAUGCCGAGGCGGAUUCCAUCACAGCAGUGGCGAUACACUGAUGGUUACUUUGAGCUCCAGCAUGCUGACGGCUUAGUGUUGGGAAUAAAAGCAAAAACAAACGAGAGCUCUGAGAUGGAAGGAGACUCGAUCAAAAAAAUUGAUAGUAACGUUGUCUGUCUUUGUCAGAAAGAGACCAACAAUCGUUACCAACAAUGGAUGUUAGAUGAAGAUGGGUUUAUUCACACUGUUGCCGAUUCGAAGCUCGUUCUUUCUCUACGAUCACGAAUGGUGCUUCGAUCGUUUAGUGGUUCCACGACUGCUGGAUUGCAGUAUCUUCUUUCUAAUCCGUUUGGAACUGAACUGGUAGUUUGUGAACGACUUUCCAAUCCAACUUCUCUACAACAGUGGCAGCAAUGGCGGUACGAUGAUCAAACAGGAUUUAUAUUUCUGUUGACAGGCAAUCGUAAAGAGGACACUCCAGACUCGGGUAAGAAAAGUGUGAAGCAAGUUUUGAGCACCAUCUCCACAUCAGGUGUUUAUAAACAGCCAACUGCGUAUCGAAUCAGAGCGUUUGUAAACGGAGAGAGCGAGAAGACGGCAGUAACAGUGACCGCAUCCGACAUCAAUGAAUUGUUAGACUUGUGUACUGUUCGAUUGGGUCUGACAAGCGCUGCACGUCGCUUAUACAGCCUAGAUGGAUAUUGUGUUGAUAGUCUUGAUGGCUUGCAACGUGAUCAACUUGUGGCAGUUUCAUGCGGUGAGACAUUCGUAGAAGCUGAAGAAAAGAAGCGUCAGGUUGCAGUGAAGGCUCUCUGGGCGAGAUCACAUAGUUUAUCUUCACCACCAGUACCACCUGCAACACAGCGGUAGUGAGGUGACAGACUCGUAAACGUUGGAAUAAUAACAAUAGUAACAACACAUCUUGUACUGUACAUACGCUACAUACGCGUGGAAAUAUAAUAAAUUCAAACGCGGAGAGAUGAGAGUUAC
Molecule: messenger RNA, 4410 nt
Organism: Corticium candelabrum
Lineage: Eukaryota; Metazoa; Porifera; Homoscleromorpha; Homosclerophorida; Plakinidae
Product: doublecortin domain-containing protein 1-like
Exons: 37
Coding region: 25-4290 (1421 amino acids)
Biological process (GO): intracellular signal transduction; regulation of mitotic cytokinesis
Cellular component (GO): midbody
Molecular function (GO): microtubule binding
Source: RefSeq, a predicted model, not a curated record